Molecule: messenger RNA, 6150 nt
Organism: Seriola aureovittata
Lineage: Eukaryota; Metazoa; Chordata; Actinopteri; Carangiformes; Carangidae
Product: chromatin remodeling regulator CECR2
Exons: 19
Coding region: 138-5036 (1632 amino acids)
Biological process (GO): chromatin remodeling
Cellular component (GO): CERF complex
Molecular function (GO): protein binding
Source: RefSeq, a predicted model, not a curated record
CGCAAUGGCAACUGUCCGAACAGAACGGCAGCAGCAAGUUUUGUCGUAUUUGUAAUGUUAAGGAGACAUUAUAAGUCGCUGAAGAAACUACUUUCUAAUGUGAGAAACAAACGUCACACAAUUUCUCCAGUCCGAAAAUGUCCCAGGGAUGUACAGUUUCUGUGGAAGAGAUCCAGUCUUGGUGGGAAGUCCCCGCCAUAGCCCACUUCUGCUCGCUGUUCAGGACAGCGUUCAACCUUCCAGACUUUGAAAUAGAGGAGUUGGAGAAAGCCCUGUCAGAGCAGGACUUGGACUUUCUCGGGGACCUUAUUGCCUGUCUGUUGCAGGGAUGCUACCAGCGCACCGACAUCACCCCCCAGGCAUUUAGCAGUUACCUGGAUGACAUCAUCAGCUACAGGUGGGAACUGGAAGAGGGGAAGCCUAACCCACUCAGAGAGGGGCCCUUUGAGAAUCUCCCCCCUCGCACUCAGGUGGAACUGCUGCACCGGCUCUGUGAUUACCGUCUGGAUGCUGCUGAUGUUUUUGACCUGCUUAAGGGACUGGAUGCAGACAGCCUGAGGGUGGAACCACUGGGGCAAGAUGGAAAUGGAGCCCUCUACUGGUAUUUUUACGGCACCCGUAUGUACAAAGAAGAGCCAGUCAAGAGGAAAGCAGACAGGAUCAGUGAACCAUCUGAACUAACUUUACCAGAGAAAAAGAAAAGGGGAAGACCUCCAAAGAAGAGAAAAUUGGAUGACCCUCAGCUAAGUGAGGUGGAAAGAGAAGUGACAGAAGUCGAGACAGAAAAUGGACUGGAGGACUUGCCCCCAAGCAAAGGCCAUAAGCGAGGCACUUGGUCCCUUGUUUGUGAUUCAGAGGAACAGUGGGUCAGACUGGCAGAAAGCAUCAAGGACAAAACCUCCCCACAGGACCGCCACCUCUACCGUGUCAUCAGCCAGAACUUCCUGCCCGAGAUCAGCAGCAUGAUUCAGCACAAGGAGCGGGAGCAGAAACAGAAACUACUGGACCCAACCCCAGUGCGCAUAUCGGAACGCUUCUCUGAAAAACACAUACAGGAAGAGGAUGAGGACAAUCAGAAGGCUGUGGCAGAGGACGAGAAGAGGAAAGAUGAAGAGCUGGAUAGGCAGGUCCUGCUGGCUGAGCAGCGACGAGAAGAGGAGAGGCUUCUGCAGGAAGAGCGGCAGAGGGAGAAGAUGGAGAAGAUCAAAGCUGUGGAGGAACGAGCAAAGAGGCGGAAGAUGCGAGAGGAAAAGGCCUGGCUGCUGUCUCAAGGAAAAGACCUGCCACCUGAACUCCUGAACCUGGAGCCGUCUUCCCCUGUCCACAGAACACGCAAGAAUAAAGAGUUCUAUGAAAUUGAUGACGACUACACCGCUCUAUACAAAGUGCUUGAGGUCCUGAAAGCCCAUAAAGAUGCUUGGCCUUUCUUGGAGCCUGUGGAUGACUCCUAUGCCCCCAAUUACCAUGAGAUCAUCCAGACUCCCAUGGACCUGUCCACCAUUGAGAGGAAGCUCAAUGACGGGGAGUACGUUGCUAAGGAGGAGUUUGUUGCCGACGUGAAGCUCAUGUUUGAAAACUGCGUCGAGUACAAUGGAGAAGACAGUGAGUACACUAUCAUGGCGGAGUCUCUCGAACGGUGUUUCAGUCGGGCCCUGUUAAAACACUUUCCGUCAGAGGAUGGCGACACAGAUGAGGAAUUCCACAUCAGUCGAGAAGACAAGGAGCGCAAGGACAAAAAGCGCAACCGUGGCAGUAAACAUCUGGGACCUGAAAGUCUGAUCAAGGCCACCGAGCAAGUCCAACGUAAGCGUAACUCCCAGGGUGGCAAGGGCAGCACACCCUCAGAGGACGAGGACAACAAGCUGACACGGCCACUUCCUCCCCCUCACUGGGCUCACCCCCACAGCCUGCCUCCAAGCCAACAACGCAUGCGGGAAGGAGACAUUAGGGGCAUGUACCACCCAGGGCAACAGCUCCAUCGUCCCCCUGGUCCCCCUGGUCCACCUGGUCCUCAUGGUCCACACAUGUAUGCUCAAAGAAUGGCUAUGGAUCCCCGCUUCGCUUACCCAGGUCACAUUCCCAGGCAUGGAGACCCCAACUUGAACCGCUUACCCCGCAACUUUAACAUGCAGCAUCGCAUGGUUGAAGGACAUCACAUGGGUCCCAGGUAUCCAAUGGGUCCAGAUCCUAACCAGCAGCGGCCUCCACACCAGCAGCAGCACCCCUACAUGGGUCCAACUCAUGGCCCUUCUCUGGGCCCGCGUCCUGUGGCUCUACAGCCUGGACCUCCUCCUGAAGCCAGCAUGUACCCAUCCCACCACCAUACAGAGGGCCACACCAUGCACCACAUGGGCAACAGAUUCUCAGGACCAGAUGGACCACCUCAGCACAACUACCCAGGCUUGAGGCCUCCUGGUAUGGGCCUAUCCAACAUGUGGACUGGUAUGAGUCACCAGGAAAGACCCAAUGGGAUGGGCAUGCAAGAUCCCAACAUGGUGAACCAGCGCAGCUAUAGUUAUGGUGGAGUCCCACCUCCAGCUGGGCAUAAACCAUGGCCAGAAGCCGCUGGAUACCCCCACCCUUCUCCAAAUGCCCAGUAUCAAAUGUCUGCAGGGGUCAGCUCCCAGGGGCCGAUGUCCUCAUGUCCCCCUGUUCCCCACCCAGACUCUUCUGGCAGGACACGCUUGGCUUCCAUGCUGGAAAGCCCAGAGAUGCUGGCCCUGCAGCAGCUGUCAGCCUCCUCUGGACCCCCUGCUGGUGCCCCUCAUCAGCACAUGGGCAACUUUCAGCAGCCUGGGCCCCCAUCAGGAAUUGGCAGCAUCCCAGCUCACCCCUCUCAGCAGCCUCCCCCUGCCCCUGAGGUUCAGCUGCUGCGUCCUGCUAGAGACAAUGGGCCAGACAGCCAGCCUUCCCAACAGACAGACAUGCAGCCCAAAGGCACAACAUCAGAGAACAAAGUGGCUGCCAACAACAUUUCAGAUAUGGCUUCAUCAAACAAAAAUACUGUUUCAAUUAAUCAAGAGCACCUGUCCAACCCUAGUCCCACAGGACACCACAGUCGGGCAGCAGAGGGAAAGCAGAGCCCUGCAGCCCCUAAGGUGGGCAGAUCACAGGAGAACCUGUCUGGACCGGGGCUCCCACAGAGUUCAACAGAAAGCCACAAGCAGGAGGUAGAUGCCCAGAGACGCUCUGCCAGCCACUGUCCUCCUCAACACAAUAGUGCCUCUACUGUUUUAUCCCAUGUCAACACAAGUAACAACAGCUCCACUGAUCCAACUCCACCCAAGCCCCCGCAGCAUACACAGAACAGUCCACAACAAAAUACUCCAAGCCCUGCACUUCCUCCCCACAAUGUCCUGCCACUGCAUGUGUCAGCAUCUCAGAAUUCCACUCAACAAAUGUCAGAGGACAACAACAACCAAAAACAGCAGCAGCAACCUCAGGUAACCAGGAGUUCCCCUCCUCAAUGCCACCCUCCUAGUUCUCCUCAGCUGAUGACCCAGAAUGCGCAGCAGCAGGGUUCUCUGCUAUCUCCUAAUCACGUCCCCCAAAACAUCUCUCCGCCACGUCCCACACAGAACAGCCCCAUGCAUGGGAUGCCACAGAGUGCCGCACAAGGAGCCCAGCCUGGACCUCUACAGCCAGCUCCGCUCACAUCUUUGCCACCCAGUCAUCCUACCCCUCUAUUACCCUCCCAGCCCAGCCCAGCAGACCAUGGAAAUCAAAGACCUAGUGAGCCUACAGGUAGAGCAGACACAGAAAGUACUGCCGUUCCUCCACAACACACCGUGGUGAAAUCCGGGCCUUCAAAUGGUAUUUAUAAACACCAAGAUUUUAGCCCCAAUCACCAUCAAACCCAGCUGGUGGCUGGUAGCACGGGUAUGCAGGCUCAGAGAGGGCCCUCGCCUCAUUACAAUCCAGCCAUGCCUCCUCACUCCCAAGGCCAGGUAAAUGGAGCCAUGGGGCCAUACAGCAUGGGGAACCCUCCACAUCCACACUACUGCCAGCCCAACAUGACCAGGUCCAUGCCUCCAUCUGCUCCCCACCCUUACCACAACCAGGCCAUGAACUCCCUCCACAAUCCUGUGAAUCACCCCACCUAUCAUCAGCAGGGAGGGACUGCCUACUCCUAUCACAUGCCAGGCCAACAGCACCCUCAGGCCCACCCCAACAUGUACCCACCUCACCAGUACCAGCAGCAACACUACUACCCCCAGCCCCAUCCGCAAGCUCAGACCCAUAACCAAGCCAACAGCAGAGGGGGUUACCCUUCCGAGGAGUGGCAUCGUUCUCAGUAUCAGCCUCGCCAGCCAAUGCCGCCUAAUGCCUACCUACCUAUAGCCAGUGCCAGAGGCAAUGGUCAGUCGAAGGAGAGCAGUGUGUCGCCAUUGGGCUCUGAGGGCUCCAGUGGUGCUAGUUUAGUGUCCCCUGGCCCUGUGUCUGAAGCAGGGCCACACCCUGGAGGCCCAGAAGAUGGCAAGCGUGAAAGCAGGGUGCAGGGCAGUAGAGGCAGUCCAGCAAACCAGGCUCAUACUGAGAGCUCAGAGCGAUCUGAAAGCCCGAAAGAAAUCCUAGACCUCGAUAGCCAUAACGCUGCUGCGCGCCGCCGUAGCACCCAGCCACCUCAACAGCAACACCCACCUGCUUCUGCUGCACACGUGGCGUCUGGCUUCAUGUACGGCCCUCGUGCCAUGCACCCUGGGAUGCAGCAAGGCGGCGUUCCUCCACCACACAUGAUGUCUCAGGCCCGAGGCGUUGGAAACGGAGGCCCUUACCCUGGCCAGCCAUACCCAGAUCCAGGACGCUAUGCUGCCCAAAGACCCCACCCACACCUGAUGGAGGCUCUGCAGCGGCCCCAGCAACUGCCUUACUCACCAGGUCAGACACGCAUGGCCAUGUACCGACAUCCCCGGCCUGCGGGGCACUUCCAGGGAAUGAUGAUUCAGCAGAGAGGCCUGGCACCAGAACACUUCUUGCACCCAGGGCAACAAAUGAUGGCUGGCCCAGGCGGCCCUAGCAAUAAACAGGGAGUGUGACAUACACCAUGUGAUCAGAUGCUGUAAAGAAGAAGCUACUCACAUGCUGACUGGGCAGACAGAGACUAAAGAGAGGAUGCUUUGCUCCACAUACGUCUUUUAGUGGUAUUCUUACACUGGACAAAAUCUUUGGCUCUGUUUUGCUCACCAUUGGACUUGAAGAUCCGACCAGGCAGCUGGUCUUACUAAGAUGAUAAUAAUGUGAAAUGUUAUUGAGCCCCUGCUUUUCUCCACACAGAGCUCACAGUGGUCAUUAACAGAAUAGUUCUGUGGGGUAGAACUGGUGGGGAUUAACUAACUUGCUCAAGGACACCUCACCUGAACAGUUGCUUCCCAUCACGAGCGUUUGAACUUGGAUCCUCCAGCUGAAGGGCAGCCUUUUUAACCACUAGGCCAACCUGCCAAAUACAAAGGACACUGCCUUCAAGAACACUGGAUUGGCCCUUCCCUUUUUGAGGAGUCAAAAUACGAAUGGAUAAACACAGCCUGCCCACUUUGUUCACUGACUGUAGUGCUCGGUAGACCUGUGAAUCCACUGACAGAACUGAGGACGACUGUGAUGAAGAGGAAAGGGAUUGUUGUUUUUACUACUAUUUUCUGUUCCAACCAUAUCUUUAAAAACUCAGGUGUAGAAAAGGAGGUACUAUGAGACUGUCACCCUGACCCAGUCAACUCACAGGCCCCUUACAACUGCCUUGGUUUCCUUUGUGAAUGUAUGAGUGAAUGUGUAAGUGCAGCACAGUAGCUGCAUGUGAAAGGGCACAUGAUCACACUGAUCAUCUGCCUGAGGCAUAAACCGUCCUGACAAGGCCCAGUUAUUGUCACUUACUGUCCAUUUCCACCCCCUACUUUUAACAGUGUUUCUCCACUUGUGGAGGAAACGCAUAGUAUAUGCAUCUUUCAGAGCUGCCUUCAUUGAUAAGAAUGUCUUUGACUAGCAGAGAGGGACCGACAAGGAUGUCGCUGUUUGUUUCUGACUAUACCCGACUCUGUUAUGCACUAUAUGGUUUUUGUUAGUCAAGACAUUCUGGAAUCGAGAGGCCUUGGAUAGUCUUAUUAUUAGUCAAUGCCUGUUAACAUAUAUGUAUGAAAAUAUAUAUAUUAAUGAACCCUU